AUGUCUUUGAAUGCCGGCACGGAACUCCUCGAACCGAAUGUCACACCCAAUCGAUUGAUCGAGAACUUGCAACGUCAGGCCGACCUUGCUGCCACUCAGACACAAGGAGAGCUCGCAAUCGAUCAACCUGAAAACGCGGGUAAUUUUAAGCUGUGGGUGGAGCUUCUGCAAUAUCGGCAGCGCAUCGAUGGCUUUCGAGGUGUGUUGGAAGUUUGGAAGGGCUUGAGGCGACGAAGACUGGACUUACCUGUGCGAGGCCAGGAGGCGGACAUUCUCUGGGGAACAUUCAUCAAUGCGGGUGUUGAAAGCGACGGGCUCAGGGCUCAGUUUCUUCGUCGCGUCUGCGAAUACGCGGAGAACCUCGACGAGAGAACUUGCCUGCAGUACCCAGCGCUACACAAAUGCAUUGUUGGUCGCUUGCUGCGUGUAUCACCUCAGAGGGCGCCUGACUUUCACGAUCGGCUUGUGGCUAGUCUCGGUACGAUCCAUGUUGACAUUCGUUCUCUUGCCUCGGAUUGCGCCAAUAGUCAGGAUCACGUCGAGGCGCGGAAUGCCUUUAUGCAAAUAUACUCAAGGUCCGAGCAGGAACCUAUGUACGAUGCAUUCAUGACAGAAAUGCUGAAGUGCGAAGAUGAGGAGAUCAUCCUGAGCUGGCACAGAUUCUUCAUCAAAGACGGCGACAAGCCUUCGCUCGAGAUGGCUGCAACGCCUGGUAUACGACGGCUGUAUGAAAUGGACAACGGUGGCUCGCUGCCAGCCAGGCUCCGCAAACGUAUUGACAAGUUCGAAUCCGCCCGAGCAAAGGAAGAAAUUCUGCAGCAUCUACCUUUGACCCGCGCUAAAAUGUCCACGAUCGUUGGAGAUGUACAUGGGAUCAAACAGAAGGAACUAGGAGACAAUUUCGUUGCAAAGAUGUUCGCCACUCGAGCAUUCCCACUCGACAUGGUGAUCAAAGGCCUCGAGUUCUUCGGUAUCGAAAAGCUUGGGCCCCUGGCUCUUCGCGAGAUGGCUUUGAGAGCUGGCAGCUUUGUUGAAUUCUCCAACAAGCUCACCGUAGUCGAAGCUAAAGGCAUCGUACUCGACACUUCAGUGUACGGACGACUGGUGCAGAAGCUGACCAUGGACGGCUCGGUCCAGCUCUUCGACACGCUCAUCCAGAGCGACCAGCACCCUGAAUCUUACGGAGACAUUGAAACUCAGGAGCUGUUACUGGUCGACUUUCUCGAAAAGGAGGACUGGCUGAAUGCACAUCUCACAUUGAUGGGACUUUCGCUGUCAGGGCAGAAUGGACACGCUCGAGCUUGGAACCGCUUGCUUCAAGGCUACAUCAAACAGCACGAUUUCCGCGCGAUUGCGCGCACUGCGCAGCAAAUGCAAGCGGCGAACAUGGCUUUCACAAAGAGAACGCUCACGUUCAUGCAUCGAUAUGUCUUACCAGUCAGACGAAUAGGACGGGCUCCUGAAGUUUCCACCGGCAAACCGCAAUGGCUGGAACCGCUGCAGUUCACAACGAAUGCCUUCAUCUAUGCUGCUCAAUGUGGCGUGGCUGUCAAUCCAUUACUGUGGAAAGAGAACCUGAAGAGAUACGGUAUGCUUCACCGGUGGGAUGAAGUCGAGCAAUUGGUCCUCUGGCUUGUCCAGAAUUACUCCGCGAAGGCGCGGCCACGUCCGUACAAGUUGCGCGGGCGCAUCCGCGAGCCAAAAGGAGUGCUGCAGUGGAUCUUCAACAGACAGAUGCGAUUCGCGCUUUUCGUUUGGGCAUUCCGGCGAGCAUGGCAUGGGGUCAGUGACAGAUACAGUACGACAUUCCCACCCACCAGCUCUGUGACUUCCAGCUCAGGCCGAACUUGUGAGCCAUGGGCCAAAGGUCUCCUGCUGCUGAAGCGCAUGGGCGACUACGGGAUCUCCACCACGCCCGAACUUGCAAGGAAUGCAUUUUUGACGCGCAUGUGGAUACUGUUUGGACCAGCCGCGUCAACGAAUGGGUUGAACGAGAAGGUCAGACUCCACAACACACGGCCUCUGGCAUACUUUGUCAAGCACGCAAACGAAAUUUGGGACGGAGAACUCUUCGAUCUCGAUCCUGAGCUACUCAAAGUCAAGCCUCAAAACCAGGCCAGGCUCAUGGUCGCCAUCUUUGGCCGUCGACGCCGUGUGUCGAAGAUCCGGAGGGACUGGGCCGACGUCGAGCGUUUCGCGGAAUCGCAAGCUCAGCGGGGACAAAUAACGCAGUCGAGAAAUCGAGCUCGUAUUGCUAUACGGCUUUCAGCAUGGAGUCACAGCCCUUUCCGUCUGGUCAGAAGUACGGACUUGGAGCAGAAACGUAGGAGAUUUCGUCGCUAG
Messenger RNA from Zymoseptoria tritici IPO323, 2343 nucleotides. RefSeq lists its product as uncharacterized. The transcript has a single exon. Lineage: Eukaryota; Fungi; Ascomycota; Dothideomycetes; Mycosphaerellales; Mycosphaerellaceae. The record is from RefSeq and is a predicted model, not a curated record. The coding region runs from base 1 to 2343 and encodes 780 amino acids.